Camelina sativa (false flax) is the source of this 945-nucleotide messenger RNA. RefSeq names its product agamous-like MADS-box protein AGL75. The record is from RefSeq and is a predicted model, not a curated record. Lineage: Eukaryota; Viridiplantae; Streptophyta; Magnoliopsida; Brassicales; Brassicaceae. Gene Ontology annotation, molecular function: protein dimerization activity; DNA binding.
CUCAUCGAUCUUUUUUGUUUUUUUUCACAAGAGAAUCACCAUGCGACUACCUUCGUCUUCGUCUUCUUCCUACUCACUAGCUUCAACGAGUUUGAGAAGUCGACUCGAAACCAUCUUUAGGAAAGCCAAACAGCUCUCGAUUCUGUGUCAAGUUGAUGUGUGCCUUAUCUACUACGGACCUGAUGGAGACCUAAAAAUCUUUCCAAACGACAAAGAGAAAGUGAGAAACAUGGCUAUGAGGUACAGUCGGCUAAACGAUUCCUUGAGAAGGAAAAAAAGCUUUGAUAUUUCUGAGUUUCUCGAGGGGGAAAAGGACAAUCCGAACAAAAGGAGGAAGACGAGUCCGAGUCCGAGUCCGAAGAACGUGGAUGUAUUGAUUGACUCUUUGGAACUCAAGAUCUCUACAUUCCAAGAAAGGGUUCGAUUUCUUGUUUCGCAGGAGAAACACAAACUACUGGAUCAUCAUCAUCAGAGUACUUUAGCAUCAUCGACACCCUCCUCCUCCUCCUCUCUCACGACCCGAUCUUUGAACCCUAGCCAGCAGUUCUCGCUACUCGUGUAUAACCAUGGAGACAAUACUCUCUCUCAGAUCCCACUCUCUGCAUCAAAUCUCAACAAUCAGGAUUUCUCAGCGUUACUUCAAGAAUCUCUGUUGAAGAAUGAACACAACAUGUAUUAAUUUGCUAAAAAACCUUUUAUGUACUUUUUGUAUCUCUUUUUUUUUUGGUAGCUGUAACAAUCUUCUCUUUAUGUCUUGUUCUUCUUGUUGUUGUGUCCUAUAUCUUAGUUCAACCAAUCUUUGUCUAUUAUUUUCCAAAUAUACACAUUGUCUACUUCUUUCUUGCUAAAAACUCUAAAGGCCUAAUGAAGUUUUCAUACAUUUAUGUGGGAUUUUGCAUAACGCAUGACAAGUAUCCUCUGUUUUCAACUCUGUUUCAGUACUGA